This is a messenger RNA of Aegilops tauschii subsp. strangulata, 1232 nucleotides long. RefSeq lists its product as uncharacterized. Lineage: Eukaryota; Viridiplantae; Streptophyta; Magnoliopsida; Poales; Poaceae. The record is from RefSeq and is a predicted model, not a curated record.
CACGCCGCUUCAUCAGCCUUCCUUCCCUCUCUCUCCCCCUCCCCCGUUUCGCGCCGUCCACAUCCCGAGACGCAAGCAUGGCUGCCGCUGCUUCUGCUCCGAUGCCGCCGCACUAUUUCCAGUAAACAACAAUACCCACUCCCCACCCGUGUACGUACCAUUCGCCCGUCCCCCCAAGAACUCGUGCUCCCUCCCUCCCCAAUCCCCAUCCUCCCUCCACUUGCCGCACACACGGGGGUGGUCUAUUGUCCGUCGAGACUCUCUGUUUGGGUUCCAAGAAGUGUGCGCGGGGGAGACGCCGGAGAUGGGUUCCUGCGCGUCGGUCCACAAGGAGGACGUCGAGCUGCCCAAGAAGCAGCAGCUGCUCGCCCCCUCGCCGCCGUCCAAGGACGGCACCCCCGUCGGCGACGUCCUCGUCGACCUCAAGCGCAAGAUCGAGGGGUUCGGCCCUGGCGGCAGGACCCCUGACUCCGGUAGCAAGGAUGAGAUGUUCUUCGAGUCUCAACCGUGGUUAGAUUCCGACUGUGAGGACGACUUCUACAGCAUAAAUGGAGAUUUCACUCCGUCCCGCGGCAGCACUCCGGUCCAUCAACCCAGGGCGCAGACCGUGAUGAGCAACGUGUUUCUACCUGAUAACGCCGCGCAGAGCCCCAACUCAUCGGAGGCUUCUCCGACCGGACGGAGAAAAUUAGCCGACCUCCUGCAGGAGGCGACGCGAAACGACACCGGAGAGAGCGCCGCAGCCGCCACCGGAGAGUCAGACGGCAGCAAGAGCGGACAGCAGGGUCCGCAGCCCGGCGCCGUGGCAGCUGGGAAGUCUGUGUCAGAGCCCAGCUCCGGCUGCAGCACGGAGCCGACGCCGGUGAGGGAGGCUAGGAGCCGGAAAGAGCGGGCCUGGUACUCCGGCCGCUGCUGCCUGCCGACCUUCGUCCACAGCCUGGCUCUAGACGACGAGGGGCGGCAGAAGACCGGCCCUGGCCCCUGCGCCGUCUGAGAUAGGGUCGACGGCGCGGCGUCUCCGAGCUGUAUCUACUACGAUAUACCACCACUACUACUACCUGAACCUGAUCAGCCCCUGAAUCGAGCUACUGUAAAGAUGGUGAGAGCGCUGAGAGUGCCAUAUAUAUAUAUAAAUAUGCUUGUAAUAAUCAAGCGAAUAGUCCACUCCGGGGAGUUCAUGUGCUGAACCCUACCUAGCUCGACAAAAUGCUUCGGCCUGUGCAUAUCUUUAA